Molecule: messenger RNA, 726 nt
Organism: Botrytis deweyae
Lineage: Eukaryota; Fungi; Ascomycota; Leotiomycetes; Helotiales; Sclerotiniaceae
Exons: 2
Coding region: 1-726 (241 amino acids)
Source: RefSeq, a predicted model, not a curated record
AUGUCCAACCCCUCCCCCCUCGUCCAUUUCUACGACCUCUCCGGUCCGCAACCCUGGUCCCCCGCCUGCUGGCUCACCCGCUACGCCCUCAACUACAAAAACAUCCCCUACGACGUCGAGAAAAUCUCCUACCCCGCCAUCAAACCACUGUGCGAGAAACUUUUCCCCGACAUGACGAAUCUCAGCGCCACCGUUCCCAUUAUCGAGAUUCUCGCAGCGCCCCGUGUCGCGCUGAAUGAUUCGACGCCGAUUGCUCAGCUCUUGAAUGAGAGGUUUACAGAGGAAAAUGGGUAUAGGGAUUUGAAAGGCGUGGAGGAUUUAGAGGGGUAUGAAGCGACUAGCGCGCAGUUUUUGGGGAGAUCGAUCUUAAGGUGGAUUAUGAAUGAUGUGUAUGAGAAUGCGCUGGAUAAGGAUGAUGGGUCGCGGGAGUAUUUUAAGAGGACGAGAGAGGAAUUUUUGGGGUGCGAGUUGAAGGAUGUUAUGGAGGUGAGGGGGGGUGGGGAAGCGGCUGUGUUGGAGGAUUUGAAAGGAAGUUGGGAGGGGUUGAGGGAGAGGAUGGUGGGGGAUGAUGGGGAGAGUGAACCGACAUAUGUUGAUUUCUUUGAUGCUGCUAAUGUUAAGUGGAUAGCAGCGGUUUCUGAGGAGAAAUUGGAAAAGUUGAUGGAUUUGUAUGGAGAUGAUACUUUUGUUAAGCUGAUGAAAAAGGUUGAACCUUGGUCUCGAUGA